This is a messenger RNA of Mytilinidion resinicola, 1083 nucleotides long. RefSeq lists its product as uncharacterized. Bases 87 to 836 code for a protein of 249 amino acids. The transcript is spliced from 3 exons. NCBI's taxonomy places the organism in Eukaryota, Fungi, Ascomycota, Dothideomycetes, Mytilinidiales, Mytilinidiaceae. The record is from RefSeq and is a predicted model, not a curated record.
CCGUCGCUCCACGCUCCACUCCAAAUCUUACCCCAACUACACACCCCCUAAACCCGCUGGAAUAACCUCGCCCGUCCGCCCUUGCCAUGCCUAUCCGCCAACGCAUCAAGCGUGCCCUUACGCGCUCUAGCGCCGACGGCCACCCCUCCCUCUCCAAAUCCACCACCAACAAGCCCGACCCCAACGUCUACCAGCCCGGCGAAAAGAUGCCGCCUAUGAAAUACCGGCGCCCCGUUGCCCCGGAGCACAAAGAGAAGCUAGAAGCCUUCAGCUUCGCGCGGGCGUGGCGCAGGAAGAGCGGGUCGAGCCAGUACUCGCCCAUGGGGUCGCGGAUGCCGAGUCGGCGGAACAGCACCGCGACGAAUGGGCGGAAAAGUUUCCAGACGAGUCGAUUGAGCAUGCAGGCGCCGCGGACGAGUUUGGCGAAAGGGGAGGACGGAGGUGUACGGGAAGGAAGUCAGGAGGAGGGGGAUGUGACGAAUGUCGGCCUCUCCCGCACACACACCCAUGAAUCCCUGAAACCCCCACAUUCCAGCGUCGGCCGCCGCUCGCAAUCCAUCCACACGGGCUCGCGCCCUCAGACCGGGCGUGGAAGUGCCAGUACGAAAGCGGGUGAAGCAGCUUUCUCGGCCGAGGACCUCGAGCUCGCGCUUAAGAAUUCGCAUCUUGACGACUCAGUUGGCCCGCUGGAUACCUUUUCCCCAAUGGACGCACACGAAGAAGUCAACACGGAGCCAGCGACUCAAGUGCCAACGCCGCAGGUUGAAGUGAACUCGCCAACCCCACCUAAGUGGGAGGUGCAGACGGCAACACCGGAUUCUGGUGUGAAAGCAUAGAACACCCGGCAUGCUACUCAGAACGGAACAACCACGCCAACUCUUUUCCCGCGAGUUUGGCGCUUCAGCUUCAGCAUUGCGAUCGGUGUUAUCAGAUUUUGGAUAGGAACUCUGGAUACAGCAUACAGGCAUUCGUUCUUUUUUCCGCCAUGUACUGUACAAUUUUGCAUAUAGGCGAUCUUACAUUGUACGAAUUAGGAAUAAUGAGAUUAUGACUUUUCUCAGAGAGCCACUGUUUGGGGUACUU